Messenger RNA from Maniola jurtina (meadow brown), 1942 nucleotides. RefSeq names its product coiled-coil domain-containing protein 174. The record is from RefSeq and is a predicted model, not a curated record. The coding region runs from base 177 to 1877 and encodes 566 amino acids. Gene Ontology annotation, cellular component: nucleus. Lineage: Eukaryota; Metazoa; Arthropoda; Insecta; Lepidoptera; Nymphalidae. The transcript is spliced from 7 exons.
UCAGUGAUCACCAAGGAGUAUGUAAUCACUGCGGGAUUUAUUUUAAUGAAAAAUUGUGAUUUGUGAAGACAUCAACAUAUUUUAGUUAAUUGAUUUAGCAAUGCUAACAUGGAAAUUUCAUUUAUGUUGAAUAAUAUGUUUAUCAGUAAGUAGUUUAAAGAAAAUAUUGAGUUAUAAUGAACGAACAACCUUCUAAGAAAAUUCUGUUCAACAGAUCAACAUUACUUAGUCUCAAAGCGGAAUUGCUCAAAAAACAAGAGGAGGUGCAGGAAAAAAAACACUUGCCACAGCACAAUUUGGAACUUUUUAAGCCCCACCAAUCUGCUGAAAAGAAAAAUAAAAGUGAAACUCAAACAGAAAAAAAGAGUUUCAGAGAAAAAUUAAAAGCUGUUGAUGUAGAAGAAUUUGAAGCUUGCAGGAAGGCCAAACUAGCAUUAGAAAAGAAAGCAGAAUUGUAUGAGCAUUUGGCCGAUGGGGCAGGUGACUCACAGCUGGCAGGUCGCUUUCUUGUAGACUUUAAGGGUAAAAAGCAAGAGACAGUAUUGAGACCGGAACCUGAACCUGAAGAUGAAGAAGAACAGGUUCCAUAUGAAGAUGAUCAGGGAGAAUGGGUGGAGUUCACAGACUUUUUGGGUCGAACUAGAAAAUGCUUGAAAUCUGAUUUGGAGCAUUAUAAAAAGAGAGAUGAACAACUAAUGAAGAUAGUUACUAAUGAAAAACCUCACCAAGACUCUACUGAAAGUGAACAGCAGACAUCACAAAACUCCGAAAAGCCACUAUUAGUGCAAAAGACAAAUGACUACCUUCAGUCGUUGCGAGAAAAAUGGGAACAAAAAGAAAUGGAACUCUUAUCAAAGGAUAAGGAUAUACACUAUCAAGAUUUACUAUUCGAUGAGGCAAGAAUCCAUGGCGUCGGCUACUACGCCUUCAGCACAGACGAGACGGAGCGUCGCAAGCAGAUGGAAGAACUCCUGAAGCGACGUGACGAGACUCUGAAAGCUCAAAAGCAAGCUGAGGAACUGCGCAAAAAGAGAGAUGAGCUCAUCGCGGCCAGGGUCGCGGCGGCAAGGGCCAGACAACGCGCCAGGGCUGGAUUGCCGCCUGAAGACCCUGAAGAAAAGAAAAAGGAGUUUACCGCAUGCCUCCUCCAGUUUCUGACGCAGCAAAGGGACGAAGCGGAUAAAAAAGCCAAAGAAGAGGAAAAGAAAGCUCGCGAGGAAGAAGAGAAAGAGAGACAGAAGUUACGUGAAGCGUAUGUUCGUGAAUGGGAUCUCGGAAAGGAAGGGGUUGAAGAUAAAGUGAAGAAGUUUAAAGUAAUGUCGCAAGAGGAAUACGUUGAACAACAAAGAGCGAAAAGAAUCGACGAAUUCGCCCCGGUUCAAAGUACAAACAGUGAUAAUUCUAUGUAUGUGUUUGAUACACAAGGCAGGAGAAUUGAACCUGAUAUUGACAUUAACAAAGAUAAAACUUGGUCAGAUGUAAGGCGAAUGAAAACCCCUCCACCGCCAGUUAUAGGAGAUCUUACUGAUACAGCAAUGAAAGGCCUCUAUUUCUCCACGAAAAAAACAGAAGCCAUGGUCAAAUACAAAAACUUCGUCAAGUUCCAGGAACCAGUUCCUAUAAAUAAUGAAUUAAGCGAUGAAGAUAGUACUAUAAACACACAAUCUAAAUCUGAUAAGAGAAAAGGUGGUACCGAAUAUGUUGAAAUAGAACCUCCUUCAACAUUUGAUUAUUAUGGUCCAGUUCCUAAGCACAGAAAGGUGGAUAAACCCUUCAGUUCGGAUUUAAGAGAAGCGAUGGCCCAAGGGAACAAAAGCUUAGAACGAAAAGAGAGUAGUAGAAGACUACCACAACAUUAUGAUUUUACGUUCGACUGAUUUUUGUUGGUUAAUUUUUGGAUUAAAAUGCAUAAUAUCGUGUUGAAUAAAAAUCAUUAUCAGUA